AUGUCCGUCGCGAAUGGCGCGACUGGCGGCGCCGCUAACGAUGCCGGUCUGUUACAGGUUCAAGAGCAGCAGGGCAGUAGCGGAGCUGUGAAACCUUCCGCGACGGCUGCUGCUGGUGGGGCUGAGAACGGCGGAAAGGAUGGUGACGCUGCUUCACCAGGCACUGCGGGUCGAUCGUCGCUUAGCUCUGAAGUGUCCCCCUCGCCAGAUGCGAUCCCGGCCAUCGAUUGGAUGCUCGGGCAGAUGAAACGUUCGCUGGGUCAGCAGAAAAAAGAGACUGGUGCUGCUUCGAGCGUGGUGGCGGAGCACGGGGAUGAAACCCCUGCUGCAGCGGGCAGUGGUUCAGCUGGUAGUGGUUCCGCUUGGCUGCCCGUUCCCCGGUCGCUCAGAUCUGCCCCUCCCCCCGAAGUUGUCAACGCAGCCGCGAAGCUUUUGGCGGGAACUGGGACGCUGCUCGACCAGCUGAACGGAGUGGUAGAGAGCAUAGCGGUCGUGCCAGGCGCGGCAGCAGCUGACGCAGCAGGCUGGGUGGGGAUUGGGGGAGGUGGAUCUAACUCCACGGGUGGUGGGGGAAAAGGAGCAGGGCGAGGUGCGGCAGGGGGAGAGGGGGGCGGGAGAGGAGGGAGAGGGAGGGGGGGACGGCAAUCGGGAAGGAGAGAAGGAAGAGGUGGUGCAGGGAGCGCAGGGGACCCGAGUGCAGCACAGGGUGCUACUGGUGGUGGCAUUGGCAGUGGAAACAGCAGCGUUUGUGGUAGUGGCAGCGGCAGCGGCAGUGGCGGCAUGGGGUACAGUGGUCGCAAGGAUGCGUUGGUGCUGACGUUUCGAGAGGCCAAAGUGUCCGUGGUGGAGUUUGAUGAUGCGGUGCAGAGGCUCAAAGUCAGGUGCUCUGCUGUGCUGGUGUACCGCUGCCACCUGCACUUUCUCACUCGCAAGCAGCCAGGUCACACCCAGACAGGUCACAACCAUCCAGGCAACACAGAGACAGGUCCAGAUGCUGCCCUCAUCUCUCCCACAACCCAACGUUCUGCUUCCUUCAAGGGAGGCUUGGACCGUUCCUCCUCAUUCCGAGGAGGCUCAGCAGGCGAGGCUCCCAGGUUUGGCGGCUCGUUCACUAUCGACUUGCGCCCCCUUGGGAUCUCCAAUCCUUCCUUCCCCAUGCCUCCUUCAAUCAAGGUGCGGGAUUUUGUCUUCUUGUCCGAGCCUGGAGACCCGAUCGUAGCAGUGUUGUGGGAGGAGGGCAGCGCGUGGGCGGGGAGGCUGGGAGGGUCAUCCCCCGCUGUUCUAGAGGCCCGCUUCUCCUGUGCUGUCACCUUUCUGCGAGUGUCCCUGCACACCCGCUCACAUCUCAUACUUGGGACCACCAAGCAUCUUCCUUUCAAUUCUUGCAGUCUGUUCCCCGCCCCCUUCCCCAAAACCUCUUCCCCUCUCCCCUCCCGCUCCCUCCUUCUCCCCUCCCGCUCUCCUCGCUCUCCCCCCCUUCCCCCCCCACACUCCACCGUUCUUGCAGCAUCUCCCCUUGGACGCCUACGCGCUCUUCCCGCCCCCCUUCCCCCUCUGGAGUGGAGCCGGCUCGUCCUCCCUCCCCACUCCCUCCACUUCCGCUCCUUGAGAAUUCUUAAAAACGAGCCUUCCCUCCCUACCCUCCCUGCUCCACCCUACCUGCAGCAUCUUCCAUUUGACUCCUACGCGCUCUCCCCCGCCCCGUUCCCCCCCGGGGGGCUCCUCGUCCUCUCCCCCCACUCCCUCCACUUCUGCUCCUCCUCCUCCACCUGCCACCUGGCUCUCAACGAUUCGUCGCCGCCCGCACUGCCAGAUGGCACCGAGAUCCCCCGUCCACGUCAGCAGCCAGGGCAGGUGCCGCUGUCUGUGGAGCUGGAAGCAGCCCAUGCCACGUGGCAGCCUGUGAUUGGGCCAAGUGGAGGGCCGGUCGGGGUUGGUGGGAGCAGCAGCAGUGCUGUUGCGUUUCUUGCGAGUAAAGGCGGCGCUCUGGUGGUGGUGAAAGUGACUCCUGAGGCCAAUUCCACCCUCUCACCCUUUCCUCCCUCUCACCCUUUCCUCCCUCUCACCCUUUCCUCCCUCUCACCCUUUCCACCCUCUCACCCUUUCCUCCCUCUCACCCUUUCCACCCUCUCACCCUUUCCUCCCUCUCUCCCUUUCCUCCCUCUCACCCUUUCCUCCCUCUCACCCUUUCCACCUUCUCACCCUUUCCUCCCUCUCACCCUUUCCACCCUCUCACCCUUUCCUCCCUCUCUCCCUUUCCUCCCUCUCACCCUUUCCUCCCUCUCACCCUUUCCUCCCUCUCACCCUUUCCUCCCUCUCACCCUUUCCUCCCUCUCACCCUUUCCUCCCUCUCACCCUUUCCACCCUCUCACCCUUUCCUCCCUCUCACCCUUACCACCCUCUCACCCUUUCCACCCUCUCACCCUUUCCUCCCUCUCACCCUUUCCACCCUCUCACCCUUUCCACCCUCUCACCCUUUCCUCCCUCUCUCCCUUUCCUCCCUCUCACCCUUUCCUCCCUCUCACCCUUUCCUCCCUCUCACCCUUUCCUCCCUCUCACCCUUUCCUCCCUCUCACCCUUUCCACCCUCUCACCCUUUCCACCCUCUCACCCUUUCCACCCUCUCACCCUUUCCUCCCUCUCACCCUUUCCACCCUCUCACCCUUUCCACCCUCUCACCCUUUCCUCCCUCUCACCCUUUCCUCCCUCUCACCCUUUCCACCCUCUCACCCUUUCCACCCUCUCACCCUUUCCACCCUCUCACCCUUUCCUCCCUCUUACCCUUUCCACCCUCUCACCCUUUCCACCCUCUCACCCUUUCCACCCUCUCACCCUUUCCUCCCUCUCACCCUUUCCACCCUCUCACCCUUUCCUCCCUCUCACCCUUUCCACCCUCUCACCCUUUCCUCCCUCUCUCCCUUUCCUCCCUCUCACCCUUUCCACCCUCUCACCCUUUCCUCCCUCUCACCCUUUCCUCCCUCUCACCCUUUCCUCCCUCUCACCCUUUCCUCCCUCUCACCCUUUCCACCCUCUCACCCUUUCCUCCCUCUCACCCUUUCCACCCUCUCACCCUUUCCACCCUCUCACCCUUUCCUCCCUCUCACCCUUUCCACCCUCUCACCCUUUCCACCCUCUCACCCUUUCCUCCCUCUCACCCUUUCCACCCUCUCACCCUUUCCACCCUCUCACCCUUUCCUCCCUCUCACCCUUUCCUCUCUCUCACCCUUUCCACCCUCUCACCCUUUCCACCCUCUCACCCUUUCCACCCUCUCACCCUUUCCUCCCUCUCACCCUUUCCACCCUCUCACCCUUUCCUCCCUCUCCCUUUCCUCCCUCUCACCCUUUCCUCCCUCUCACCCUUUCCUCCCUCUCACCCUUUCCUCCCUCUCACCCUUUCCUCCCUCUCACCCUUUCCUCCCUCUCACCCUUUCCACCCUCUCACCCUUUCCUCCCUCUCACCCUUUCCACCCUCUCACCCUUUCCACCCUCUCACCCUUUCCUCCCUCUCACCCUUUCCACCCUCUCACCCUUUCCACCCUCUCACCCUUUCCUCCCUCUCACCCUUUCCACCCUCUCACCCUUUCCACCCUCUCACCCUUUCCUCCCUCUCACCGUUUCCUCCCUCUCACCCUUUCCACCCUCUCACCCUUUCCACCCUCUCACCCUUUCCACCCUCUCACCCUUUCCUCCCUCUUACCCUUUCCACCCUCUCACCCUUUCCACCCUCUCACCCUUUCCACCCUCUCACCCUUUCCUCCCUCUCACCCUUUCCACCCUCUCACCCUUUCCUCCCUCUCACCCUUUCCUCCCUCUCACCCUUUCCACCCUCUCACCCACCCCUCCCCAGCCCAACCUUAUGCCACAGGGCGCCUACAUUCCGCUUGGACCUGCUGCAGGCUCGGGCCACCAUGCAGGCAGGCAGCUAUCAGUCAUCAUAAGGCUCUCGAUAUCUUUCCCCUCUGCCUCCACCGUUCGCAUCUCCCUUCGUCUCCCCCUUUCAUCCCCUCUUUUCCCCUUGCUCUUCGCCUCCACUCCGCCUCCCCCCUCCUUCCCCACUUUCCAUCCCUCCUAUCUGUGCCCACGCGUGUUUAUUCCAGGAGAAGCAGCGAGGCGAGGGGCCAAGCACUUGAAAGCAGACGAAACCUCUGAUGGCGAAGGCACUGCUGCAGCUGUUCCUGCAGCUCCUGCUGAUGCAGCUGCUGGUGCGGAGGAGGAGCAGGGGCAGGAGGGCUUCUCCUUCCGUGUGUGCGACUCGCUGCUCAACAUUGGCCCCAUCCGAGACCUCGUGCCCGAGAAGCAGCGAGGGGCGAAGCGCUUAAAAGCAGACGAAGCUUCUGAUGGCGAAGCGGGUGCUGCAGCCGACGUCGCUGGUGGUGCGGAGGAGGAGGAGGAGGAGGAGGAGCAGGGGCAGGAGGGCUUCUCCUUCCGUGUGUGCGACUCGCUGCUCAACAUCGGCCCCAUCCGAGACCUCGUGCCCGUCCCUGCAUUCCCCACGCCCACUUCCCAGCAGCAACAGCAGCAGCAACAGGAAGUGGGAAAGCUGCAGAUGCUAGUGGCGUGCAGUGGGCAUGGGAAGAACGGUGCGCUGUCGGUGCUGCUGCAGCGAGUGCCACUGGACGUGCUCACACAGGUACGCCCAGCCCACUCCCCAGAAGGAACAGCAACAGCAACAGCAGCAGCAGCAUCAGAUGCUGGUGGCGUGCAGUGGGCAUGGGAAGAAUGGCGCUCUGUCGGUGCUGCUGCAGCGAGUGCCACUGGACGUGCUAACACAGCCAGGGAGGGAGGAGAAGAUGGGCAGGCAGCAGCAGGCGGGGCGGGAGGGACAGCCGUAGAGGGGGAGGGAGCAGGAAAGGGAGGUAUAGGAGGGGUUGAGGGCGGUGAGCAGGGGUGUGGAGCAGGUGCUAUGGAGGUGGAGGGAGGGAGUGGGGUGGGGGGUGGAAAAGGUGCUAGAAACAGUGAGCUGCUUCGGGAGGUAUCAGCAGAAGUCGGUUCUAUCACCGACAUCCCGACCCUCCUGGCUGCCAAUUUCUUCCCCCUCCCGGCCCCUUUCGUGCCCCAUCCCUCCCUCCCUCCCUCCCUCCUGCCUCCCUCCUUCCCUCAGGUGCUAGAGACAGGUGAGUUGCUUCGGGAGGUCUCAGCGGAAGUCAGCUUUAUCACCGAUGCCCCCACCCUCCUGGCCGCCAAUCUCUUCUCUCGCCGCUGCAUCCUCCAAGUCACUCCCUCUGCCGUCCGAUUGCUCGCCAGCUCAGCCAGCCUGCUGCAGGAGAUGCUGCCACGUGGCAUGGUGGUUGAGAGAGGGCAGGAGGGCUGGGAGGGGAUGGAGGAGGGGAAGGAGGGGGAAGAGGACGUAGAGAUUGAGUCUGCUGACGUGGCGGAUCCAUAUGUCAUGCUGCGAUUGGUGGAUGGCCGAUUCAUUCUACUUGGACCAGAUCCGUCCAAACCUCUCUCUCUGGUGCCCAUUCCAUGCCACCUCCCCUCUCCUUCCUCUGACCCUAUCACGGCCUACUCUCUCCUCCUCUCCCCCUCGCCAGCCAUAUCCAAUUCCCAUAGCUCCACAACCACCACCAGCGGCACCAGCACCAGCAGUGCAUUGGCUUGUGCCCUUGGCAGUAGUGGUGGCAGCAGCGGUGGUAACAGCAGUGGCAAAGGAACUCCCUCCUUUACUGCUGCUCCUCCUUCUCCUCCUGUUCCCCUCUGUGCUGUGGCUCGUAGAUCCGGCCUGCUCCAGUUGUACCUUCUCCCCUCUCUCCGCUGCGUGUUCUCCUCCCUGGGCCUUGCGGAUAGUCACACUCUCUUGAAGCACACUCCUGCUGCAGCCGCUGCUGCUGCGGCUGUUGUUGCUGCUGCUACAGAUGCAGCAGAGGCAGGCAGAGGAGGAAAGGAUUCUCUUCCUGUAGGAGGAGAAGCCACAGAUGCAGGUACAGCCGCCGCUACGGCUGCCCCUGCAGCCGCCGUUACAGCCACUGCCACAGCAGGGAGUGAAGCAAUGGAGGUGGAUAUUAAGCCUGGGGAUGCUGAGAAGAAGGCAGUGGGGAAGCAGGAGUCGGGGAAAGUGGGGGUGGGAGGAGAUGAGGAGAUGGUGGUAAAGGAGGAGAGGAGGGAUGGGGAGGGGAAGGAGGAGGGAAAGAAGGAGGCGAAAGAGGGUGAUGUUGAGAUGGAUGGUGGCAGUGGUGCUGGCAAUGGUGUGGGUAAGGGCACAAAUGUCAAAGCAGAGGAGAAAGGAGUGAAGACAGAGGUGAAAGAAACAGAGGGGUCACAGAAAAUAGAGAAUGAUGGAGCAGUAGCAGCAGUGACAGCACACACGCCUGCACCAGUUGCCACCUCAGCACACAUGUCAGCGCCUGAUUGGCCGAAGCAGUUUGUCGUGGAUCUGCACGUGUCUGUCAACCCUGUCACCGGGCGGCUGUUUUUGUUUGUUGUGCUUUCAGACGGGCGGCUGCUGGGCUUCAGAGCGUUCUGCCCCUCGGGAGCUUCCCCUGGAGAUGUGAUUGCAGCGAGUGUGACAGUAACAGGGGAGCGUGGUGUGAAGGUGGGAGGGCGAGCAGGGGGAGGAGGAGGACAUGGGGUGGGGGAGGGGGAACCUGGAGGAAGGGCAGGUAGCAUUGGGGUAGGUGGAUUUGGGGUAGGUGGGUUGCGGUUCAAGAGGGUUUGUUUAGAGGAGGAAGAGGCAGGGAUUCAUGAGGUGGAGGGGGAGGAGGAAGGGGAGGAGGAGGGAAAAGGGGAGGGGGCGGUGGGGAGAGGGGCAGGUCCUAGUGGGGGAGCAGGGGGAGAGGGCAGGAUGAAGCAGGAGGGAGGGGGCGAGAAAGGGGGAGGUGAGAGUGGGGGAGGUGAAAGUGGGGGAGGUGAUCCUGCAGCAGAAGAGAAGGCGCAGGGAGAGGAGGGUGCGGAGAGGAGCAGGAGGGCUGGGAGGGCGAGAAAGAAAAUGCUGUUUCCGUAUCAAGGGGUGGGGCUGGAGGGGAGUGGAGGAGGGGGUGGAGGAGGGGGGUUUGGUGGGAGGGGUAAGGGGGGUGUUGGUGACAGUGGUGGCAUUGGCGGUGUGUUUGUGGCUGGGAGUAGGCCCAGAUGGCUGAUGCUGCUGCGAGAUAGAGUGUGGGUGCACCCUGUGGCCGCAGAGGCAGCAUCGAGCGUGGUGGCAAUGGCGCCCUUCCACAACGUCAACUGCACGCAUGGCUUCCUCCUCAUCUCCUCUCUAGGCGUGCUCUCCAUCUGCCAGUUGCCCCCUCUCUUCCAGUUCGACAACGCAUGGCCCCUCAACAAGGUGUCUCGGCCAGUGUCUCAGUUCCUGGUUCCUUCCCUAGAAGACCCAAAAGAUCCAACAACCGCAGCACUAGGCUUGGCCGGACCUGGAGGUCCGGGAGCUCCAGGAUCCUCCGGCACAGACGCCGAAGCAGUAGCUAUGGUUGAGGACUUCCAGCUUCGGGUGGUAACCUGCCCGAGCCUAGAGGCCCCGAGCCGCGCCCUGGAGGUUCGGCAGAGAUUUGAGUUCCAGCCGUUUGAAGCGGUGACAAUGGUGAAGUCAGUGGUGCUGAGGAAUCGCAGCAGUGGGCAGUUACAGACGCUCCUGGCUGUAUGUACGACGUUUAUCACAGGGGAGGACGCACCUGGGAAAGGCAGGAUCCUGCUCUUCGAGUACAACCCACUGGCAACAGCUGAUGGGGAUGGUCCUGCUGCUGCUGGCACUGGUGCAGCCGCAACGGCAGAUGCAGAGGGUAAAGCGGCAGGUGGAAGCAAUGGAAUUCCCUUGCUGAGGGAGCUCUAUUCAAAGGAGCCCAUAGCGGGUAGCAGUCAAAGAGGCAGCGUGGCAGCACUCACGGCGCUGCAGGGCAAUCUGCUGCUGGCAGUCGGGCGACAGCUGGUGCUGUAUGCAUGGAACGGAGUGGAAUUAGAAGGAAUCGCCUUCCUUGAUGCUCCUCUCUACGUGGUUUCCAUGGCAACGGUGAAGAGCUUUGUGAUUGUAGGUGAUGUGCUAAAGAGCGUCUACUUCCUGCACUGGAGAGAGGAGGGCGCUCAGCUCACCCUCCUCGCGCGCGACUUUUUCUCUCUGCCGAUCACAGCCGUCGAUUUCCUCAUCGACGGCUCAGCUCUCGGGCUGCUGGCCACCGACACGGCCAAGAACCUCCAAGUCUUUGCCUACUCCAAGUCCAUUGAGACACACAUGGGUCAGAAGCUGCUGCUUAAAGCAUCUUUCCACACAGGAGAGGUGCUCUCGAAGGUUCUCCGGCUGCCGCUGCCCCCUCCUCUUGCCACAGCAGCAGGAGGAAGAAGAGGAGGAGCGGGAGGAGGAGGAGCAGCAGCUUCGGGCCGAACCAACAGGUUCGGCGUGCUUGCAGGGACGCUCGGCGGGGCGAUUGUGGUGGUGACGCCAGUUCCAGAGCUGGUGUUUCGGAGGCUGGAUACAGUGCAGCGUUACAUGGUAACCGCAGUGGAGCAGACAGCAGGGUUACACCCGCUGGCGUUCCGGGCGGUGCAAGGGCUGGGGAAGGGGCAGCAGCAUUCCGGAGUGGAGCGAAUGAUUGACUCUCAGCUUCUUGCUCAGUAUGCACUGAUGGAGGACAGUCAGCAGCAGCAGCUAGCAGAGGACGUCGGUUCCACUCGUCCCAUGGUGCUGCAGAACCUGCGGGACCUUGCCCACAAUGCCAUGCUCUUCUAG
Closterium sp. NIES-65 is the source of this 8649-nucleotide messenger RNA. Lineage: Eukaryota; Viridiplantae; Streptophyta; Zygnematophyceae; Desmidiales; Closteriaceae. The record is from the annotation of a GenBank genome assembly.